Messenger RNA from Volvox carteri f. nagariensis, 3897 nucleotides. RefSeq lists its product as uncharacterized. Lineage: Eukaryota; Viridiplantae; Chlorophyta; Chlorophyceae; Chlamydomonadales; Volvocaceae. Gene Ontology annotation, cellular component: intracellular membrane-bounded organelle. The transcript is spliced from 19 exons. The record is from RefSeq and is a predicted model, not a curated record. Gene Ontology annotation, biological process: long-chain fatty-acyl-CoA metabolic process. The coding region runs from base 1 to 3897 and encodes 1298 amino acids. Gene Ontology annotation, molecular function: alcohol-forming very long-chain fatty acyl-CoA reductase (NADP+) activity.
AUGAGCACUAGAAAGAUUAUGAGGUUAUCGGACAUGGAUGACGGCCCCCCACCGGCGUCAGUCGGCCAUUCGUUUUCGAGCUCCCGCCACCAUUCGAGCUCCCAUAACACUGGCGUCACCGGAUAUGUCGGCAGUGUGAUUCUCGAGCAGCUGUUGCGGGUGGCCGGCGCGCAAGUGGGCACUGUGUACAUCCUCGCCCGGUCGCGGGACGGCCGCAGCGCGCAGGAACGUGUUGGCCGGGUGCUGGGCUCCGGCCUGUUCGACUUGGUGCGACGGCAGUACUCGGACACGCUGCGAAAGGUGGUUGCCCUGGACGGCGAUCUGUCGUACCCGAAUCUGGGCCUUUCGAUGGGGGCGUUGGCGGAGCUCGCUGCGGAGCCCUCCAUAAUAGUCAUUCACAGCGCGGCGAGCAUUGCACUGGACGACCCGAUCCAAGACGCUCUGCGCAGUAACUACGAGGGCACCCGCCGGCUGUUGGAGCUGGUGGAGCAGCACCUGCCACGAUGUGGGGGCUUCGUGCACGUGUCAACCACCUACGUGGGCAUGAUGCUCCCGCAGAACAGCUGCCUGCCGGAGAAGAGAUUACCUCUCAUGUAUGGGGACCAGCCGGCGGAUCACGUCCGACUUGCUCGCGAGCUUCUGGCGGCCGACAAGGAGAAGGCGGACAAGCGAGCGGCGCUGCUAUGCAAGAACUGGAACCUGUGCAACACUUACCUGCUGAGCAAGCACCUGUGCGAGGCCCUGGUGGAUCAGUACCACAGGGAGGGCCGGAUCGCGGACGGCGGGGUGGCCAUCGUCAGGCCCAGCCUGGUGUCAGCACUCGCAGGGCCGCCGUACCCGGGAUAUGUGGGCAACCUGGCAGGUCCCUCCGGCUACAUGACCGCCUUCGCUCUGGGCUUCUUCAGCAAGAAUGCCUCUGCCUGGCACCCCUACAACUUGCUGGACUCGGUGCCCUGCGAUAUCGUGGCGAGUGUGGCGCUGGGUGUUGCCGCCACUCUGGCUGCCGGCAUUCGCUGCAGGGAGCAGUUCUACGAGCUCGUGGAUUCCCCGGCGCCCCCCCGGGCUUCUUCGUCCGGGGCCACCACCCGCGACGGCGUCAUUGAUACAAUUUGGCAACCGGUAAAUCACAGCGGCAAUGAGCAAAGCAAAGAAUCCGUCGGUCUCGCAGCCGUCAACGAGGGGCUGCACGGCCAGGCCCUGCAGCGGCAGCGGCGCCAUGACGCCGGCCCUGGGGAGAUUCUCGUGUUCCAUGCUGCCACGUCCACCGUCAACCCCAUCCUGCAUUUCGAAGCAUACGAGAUGGCUUACCGCUUUUUCAAAGUGCACACGCCCAAGUUCCGCCUUGGAGGGUUGCGUGUGGGUUUCGCCGCCUGGGAUUACGCCAACGACGCCAAGCACGACAAGACCGUGUUUGUGUCCGUCAAGAACGUGCUCGCCCUGGAGCGCCUCCUGCCCGCGGAGGAGCUGCAGAUGAUGCCCCUGGUGUGGCGGGGCAGCUGGACUGAGUACGGCAACACGUACAUGGCGGCCGUGGGCCGGCUCUUCAUGGGGCUCCCCGUGCCGCCCUCCACACCCCAGCUACCCCACCGCUUCGCCUACAUACCCUUUGUAGUCAUACCCGAGAACGAGCUGCCGCCGUUGGCUGGCACCCGCGGCGUGCAGGCGCCAGCCGCACCACCGCUGGCCGCUGUGGAAGCUACGGCGCCGGUGGCUGUGCCGGUCCACAGCGCCGCCGUGGCCGCGACGCCCGCAGCUCGGGGAGGUGUGGUCGGGAAAUUGAAGGAGCAGGAGCGGGAGAAAGAGGCGGGGUCCGAGGCGAAGGUCAUGGAGGCAGCACAAGUUGACAGUGAUGGCCUGGCGAUAGCGACUGACCCACGGGUCGCCCCUGUUGUUGUUGCCAACGUCCCACGGCUGUCGGUGCGAGAGGCGCUUCGUGACAAAGCCGUCCUGGUAACAGGAGCCACCGGCUACAUAGGGAGCGUGAUCCUGGAGCAGCUGUUGCGGGUUGCUGGGGCGCAACUGGGCACUGUGUAUGUGUUGACUCGGUCACGUGGCGGCCGCAGCGCGCAGGAGCGUGUGGGCCGGGUGCUGGGCUCCGGCCUGUUCGACUUGGUGCGACGGCAGUACUCGGACACGCUGCGAAAGGUUGUUGCGCUAAACGGUGAUCUGUCGUACCCGGAUCUGGGCCUCUCAACAGCGGCGUUGGCGGAGCUCGCGGCGGAGCCCUGCAUAGUAGUCAUUCACAGUGCGGCGAGCAUUGCACUGGACGACCCGAUCCAAGACGCUCUGCGCAGUAACUACGAGGGCACCCGCCGGCUGUUGGAGCUGGUGGAGCAGCACCUGCCACAAUGUGGGGGCUUCGUGCACGUGUCAACCACCUAUGUGGGCAUGACCCUACCGCGGAAUAGCUGUCUGCCGGAGAGGAUGGUUUCGCUGAUGUUUGGGGAUCAGCCGGUUGACCAUGCGCGCCUGGCUUGUGAGCUAUUGGCAGUCAACGAGAGCCAGGCGAAGACGAGAUCUAGUCUGCUGUGCGAGAACUGGAACCUGAUCAACACGUACCUGCUGAGCAAGCACCUGUGCGAGGCCCUGGUGGAUCAGUACCACAGGGAGGGCCGGAUCGCGGACGGCGGGGUGGCCAUCGUCAGGCCCAGCCUGGUGUCAGCACUCGCAGGGCCGCCGUACCCGGGAUAUGUGGGCAACCUGGCAGGUCCCUCCGGCUACAUGACCGCCUUCGCCCUAGGAUUCUUUAAUGACAAUUCAGUUGCCUGGCACCCAAGGAACCUAUUGGACUCGGUGCCUUGCGACAUCGCGGCGGCAGUGACCCUGGGUGCUGCCGCCACUUUGGCAGCGGGCAUUCGCUCCAGGGAGCAGUUCUACGAGCUUGUCAACACCAGAGAGCAGCGACGCAAUGUCCGCGAUGCGGCCGUCUCUACGGCCGCCUAUCCUCCCUGCGAAGAAUCUUCUGUGCAGAUCCGCAUCCGAAAUAGUGAGGACCGUAGCCAUUGGCCCAUCGGGACCGCGGCCAGCAGGAAUUUGGGUGUGGACAUUAGUCAGCGGCAGCGUGACAGGGGGGAAAUCUUGGUGUUUCAUGCCGCCACGUCGACCAUCAACCCCUGCAUGCACUACGAGGCGUAUGAGAUGGCUUACCGCUUUUUUAAAGUGCACACGCCCAAGUUCCGCCUUGGAGGAUACGUCAAACCCUACGCAAGUUACCGACCGGUCCCGUGGAAGGUGGACAUCAAGAAGCGAAUUACGGGGUUCAAGGUGAAGAUGGCUGCGCAGUUGCUGAGCUGCUUCGGGGAGAAGAAAGCCGCACGAAGGUUGCGUGUGGGUUUCGCCGCCUGGGAUUACGCCAACGACGCCAAGCACGACAAGACCGUGUUUGUGUCCGUCAAGAACGUGCUCGCCCUGGAGCGCCUCCUGCCCGCGGAGGAGCUGCAGAUGAUGCCCCUGGUGUGGCGGGGCAGCUGGACUGAGUACGGCAACACGUACAUGGCGGCCGUGGGCCGGCUCUUCAUGGGGCUCCCCGUGCCGCUCUCCACACCCCAGCUACCGCACCGCUUCGCCUACAUACCCUUUGUAGUCAUACCCGAGAACGAGCUGCCGCCGUUGGCUGGCACACGCGGCGUGCAGGCACAGGCACCUGUGCCCGAGGGACCGCAGCCGCCGUCGGCGCCCGCGAUAGCGCCCGCGGCCGGGGCAAAGGGAAAGCCCAUAAUGAAACAACCUGACCAGAGCCAGGAUCAGGAGCUUGAGGAGGAGCUGGGAUCCGAGCCGAAGGUCAUGGAGGGUAAGGUGGUGGUGAAGGCGCCAGCAGCACCUGACAGUGCGGUCAUGCCGCAGAAUGGCUGGGGGCGUGCACCGCAGGUCGAGCUGACGAUGGCAGUGGCCUGGUAG